AUGGCGAGGCGUCGCAAUACGCAAGAGGUCGCGCAGACACGUCCGGCUGGAUCGGGCGGCAACAGCGGAGAAUACAUGCGAACCGAGUUCGCGCUUGUCAUGGAACAACAAGCUGCGAUGGUAGCACGACUCGAGGAGCUUGAGAGAGAACAACUGACUCUGCUGGCACCGACAGGAACAACGUUUGGUCCAGUCAGGACCGAGACAAGAGCCCUGGUGCCAACGACGAGAGCAGCAGAAACGUUCAGAUCCCCGUUCAUGCAAAUGACGCAUGUGAGACCCAUGGAGGUUGACGACCUCCACGACGUCUUUAAGACUGAGUCCAUAGUACGCAGCGCGAGCGUCGGGACGGAAAGAAGAGCGCUGCGACAAGUGCAGCAGCAGCAGCACUUCCGAAAAAUUGCGGGCGCGCGCGAAGGCCUGCGAGUCGCCGCAGAAGCCCAAGGCAUGCAGCUGCGAGCAGUGGCAGAAGCACAAGAGACACAGCAAGCAAAGCAGCGAGCUGAUAUUCAAGCUGUGCACGGACAACUACAGCAGGUCGAACAACACCUGCUGAGCGAAGCAGAGCUCCAGAGGCAACAAAGAGAACCGCUGGCGGCGCAGCUGGAAGCUCAAUAG
Messenger RNA from Peronospora matthiolae, 618 nucleotides. Lineage: Eukaryota; Oomycota; Peronosporomycetes; Peronosporales; Peronosporaceae. The record is from the annotation of a GenBank genome assembly.